Messenger RNA from Agelaius phoeniceus (red-winged blackbird), 2846 nucleotides. RefSeq names its product discs large MAGUK scaffold protein 1 (gene DLG1). NCBI's taxonomy places the organism in Eukaryota, Metazoa, Chordata, Aves, Passeriformes, Icteridae. Gene Ontology annotation, molecular function: protein kinase binding; ionotropic glutamate receptor binding. The record is from RefSeq and is a predicted model, not a curated record. Gene Ontology annotation, cellular component: neuron projection; postsynaptic density membrane; basolateral plasma membrane. Gene Ontology annotation, biological process: chemical synaptic transmission; cell-cell adhesion; embryo development.
UUAAAUGUCAAAGACAGGCAGCAAGCAGCGCUUACAGAGGCAUUUUUCUGGAAUCUCAGUCACGGAUCGAUUGAAGUGCACAGGGUCUGAAAAAAUGUCUCCUAGCAUAAAAAACUUGGAUUGUUUUUCUCCGAUGCUAUGCCACUGUAAAGUAGCAUGUACCAACAACACAAUAUCUUUAAUGUUUGGAUGUAAGAAAUACCGCUAUCAGGAUGAAGACACACCCCCCCAGGAACACAGCUCUCCACACAUUGCCAAUGAGGUGACAGGUCCAGAGCUGGUUCAUGUAUCAGAGAAGAAUCUGUCCCAGAUUGAGAAUGUCCAUGGAUUUGUUUCCCAUUCUCAUAUUUCACCAGUAAAGCCCACAGAAGCUGUUCCUUCCUCUUCUCCCAUUGUCCCUGUGAUCCCUGUCCCACCAGUCCCUGCUGAGACCAUCCCAUCCACCAUACCACAGGCAAAUCCCCCUCCAGUGCUGGUGAAUACAGAUUCUUUGGAGACUUCAACAUAUGUCAAUGGCACCGAUGCAGAUUACGAGUAUGAAGAAAUUACUCUUGAAAGGGGAAAUUCAGGACUUGGCUUUAGUAUUGCAGGUGGUACAGACAACCCACAUAUUGGGGACGAUGCAAGUAUUUUCAUUACAAAAAUUAUAGCCGGGGGUGCAGCUGCACAGGAUGGAAGAUUACGGGUCAAUGAUUGUAUCCUGCGAGUAAACGAGGUGGAUGUUCGGGAUGUGACACACAGCAAAGCCGUGGAGGCGCUGAAAGAAGCAGGGUCCAUUGUACGAUUGUAUGUCAAAAGGAGAAAACCAGUCACAGAAAAAAUAGUGGAAAUCAAACUUGUGAAAGGCCCCAAAGGUCUUGGUUUCAGUAUUGCUGGUGGUGUAGGAAAUCAGCAUAUACCUGGAGACAACAGCAUUUAUGUAACCAAAAUCAUUGAAGGUGGGGCAGCACAUAAAGAUGGCAAACUUCAGAUUGGAGACAAACUUUUAGCUGUCAACAGUGUUUGCUUAGAAGAAGUUACUCAUGAAGAAGCAGUGACUGCCUUAAAAAACACAUCUGACUUUGUUUAUCUGAAGGUUGCAAAACCCACCAGCAUGUUCAUGAAUGACAGUUAUGCCCCUCCUGACAUCACAAACUCUUAUUCUCAGCCAGUGGAUAACCAUAUCAGCCCAUCUGCCUACCUGGGACAGGCCCUGCCCCCAGCAUCCCCAGGGAGAUACUCACCAGUUCCCAAGGGAAUGCUUGGAGAUGAUGAGAUCACCAGGGAGCCUAGAAAGGUUGUCCUACAUCGAGGAUCAACAGGUCUUGGUUUCAACAUUGUUGGAGGAGAAGAUGGAGAAGGAAUUUUCAUCUCUUUCAUCCUUGCAGGAGGGCCAGCUGACCUGAGUGGAGAGCUUAGGAAAGGAGAUCGUAUCAUUUCUGUAAAUGGAGUAGAUCUAAAAUCAGCAACCCAUGAACAGGCAGCAGCAGCCCUGAAGAACGCAGGCCAGGCAGUGACUAUUGUAGCUCAGUACCGUCCAGAAGAAUACAGUCGUUUUGAAGCUAAAAUCCAUGAUUUACGGGAGCAGAUGAUGAACAGUAGCAUUAGCUCAGGAUCAGGAUCUUUGCGAACCAGCCAGAAGAGAUCCCUCUAUGUCAGAGCUCUUUUUGAUUAUGACAAGACUAAAGACAGUGGCCUCCCAAGUCAAGGAUUGAACUUCAAAUUUGGUGAUAUUCUCCACGUCAUUAAUGCUUCUGAUGAUGAAUGGUGGCAAGCACGACAGGUAACUCCAGAUGGAGAAAGUGAUGAAAUUGGAGUUAUCCCAAGCAAACGGAGAGUUGAGAAAAAAGAACGAGCUCGUUUAAAGACAGUGAAAUUCAAUUCCAAAACAAGAGGAGAUAAAGGGCAGUCAUUCAAUGACAAGCGUAAAAAGAACCUCUUUUCCCGAAAAUUUCCCUUCUACAAGAACAAGGACCAGAGUGAGCAGGAAACCAGUGAUAUUGACCAGCAUGUAACCUCUAAUGCCAGCGAUAGUGAAAGUAGUUACCGUGGCCAGGAGGAAUAUGUGUUGUCAUAUGAACCGGUCAAUCAACAAGAAGUCAGUUACACUCGACCUGUGAUUGUUUUGGGACCCAUGAAAGACAGAAUAAAUGAUGACCUGAUCUCAGAAUUUCCAGACAAAUUUGGCUCAUGUGUUCCACAUACUACUAGACCAAAACGAGAUUAUGAGGUGGAUGGACGUGAUUACCAUUUUGUCACUUCUCGAGAGCAAAUGGAGAAGGAUAUUCAGGAUCACAAAUUCAUUGAAGCUGGCCAGUACAAUAAUCACCUCUAUGGAACAAGUGUCCAAUCAGUGCGGGAAGUAGCAGAAAAGGGUAAACAUUGCAUUCUUGAUGUUUCUGGUAAUGCGAUCAAAAGGUUGCAGAUUGCCCAGCUGUACCCAAUCUCCAUUUUUAUUAAACCCAAAACAGUGGAAAAUAUCAUGGAAAUGAAUAAACGCUUAACGGAAGAGCAAGCCAAGAAAACAUUUGAGAGAGCCACGAAACUGGAGCAAGAAUUUACUGAACACUUCACAGCUAUUGUCCAGGGAGACACUCUGGAAGAAAUCUACAACCAAGUGAAACAGAUCAUAGAGGAACAGUCUGGUCCUUACAUCUGGGUUCCAGCAAAGGAAAAAUUAUGAAAACAGAUUUUUAUUUUCCAUUUUCUAACUGACAUCACCUACUACAUCUGACAACUCUUAAGCCCUUCCAGUGGAGCCUGCCUCUAGUUCUUCCAGCGUGGUUCAUACCCUAACCAUCACAUUCUGCAGUUCCCAUAAUGCUUUACAUUUGGUGUCUCUCUUAGUUUAAAUAAUUUGUAUUAUU